AACAAUAGUGCGGAUCGUGGCGCGCGGACGGCGGCGGAGCCGGACGGUAAAGAUCCUUCUCUGAGCCGCUCUGGUGCGCAGGACCGGUGCCGGGACAGACGGACGGACGGACAGACGAGACAGAUCCCACGCCGUGCCGACCGCCCACGGCUCUCGAGUGGCGCCCCUGAGACCCUCUGGCCCGUGGCUGCGGGGUCUCCGACGUGAGCCGACCCUUCCCGGGUGUCCCUGUCCCCACGUGCGUCUUGCCGCAGCGGAGCCGGGGACACUAUGAACGAAGAGGAGCAGUUUGUAAACAUUGACUUGAAUGAUGACAACAUUUGCAGUGUUUGUAAACUGGGAACAGACAAAGACACACUCUCCUUCUGCCACAUUUGCUUUGAGCUAAAUCUCGAGGGAGUACCAAAGUCUAGUCUUUUACAUACCAAAUCCUUGAGAGGCCAUAAAGACUGCUUUGAAAAAUACCAUUUAAUAGCAAACCAGGAUUGUUCUCGUUCCAAGCUAUCCAAAAGUACUUACGAAGAAGUUAAAACCAUCCUCAGUAAGAAGAUAAACUGGAUUGUGCAGUAUGCCCAAAAUAAAAAUCUGGAUUUGGAUUCCGAGUGUUCCAAAACAUCCCAGCAUCACCUGUUUAACUUCAGGCAUAAGCCAGAGAAAAAAUUACUCCCACAGUUUGACUCUCAGGUGCCAAAGUACUCAGCAAAAGGGUUAGCCGGCAACGCAGGCGGCAUCUCAAGCUAUACGCAAAGAAUCCUGGAGCACAGGGAGGAUACAGACUUUGGGCUUGGUAUAUUAGAAGAUGCAGAUGCAUUGUGGACUCACAGUCACAACCAGGCACAGAAAACAGAAGAGACAAGUUCUGGUCCAAAGGGGGAUAUCCAGACCCAGAAUCCACGUUACAGCCGAGAAGAACUGAACUCGAUGACUCUUGCUGAAGUAGUACAACUGAGUACAAAGCUCCAACAGCAAAUCCAGGAAGUUUUUGAAGAGUUAACACACCAGGUGCAAGAAAAAGACUCUCUGUCCUCAGAGCUCCAUGUCCGUCACGUGGCUAUCGAGCAACUCCUCAAGAACUGUUCCAAGUUACCAUGCCUCCAAGUAGGACGGACAGGAACGAGGCCACACCUACCCAUGAACAACUGAACGGAGCAAAGCUGCUGAGCUCUAUCCUCUGUUGCUCUGCUAAGCAUAUGUACCUAGAAAACAUUGGAAGAAAGUUAUGAUCCAUUUUUAUGGUUGUUAUACUUGGAAAACAUAAGACAAUAUUCAUUAUCUUUAUCUAAUAAAGCAGAUCACUCUAGUCCAGGGUUUAAUCAUUUGGCUUCAUUUGGGGACUGUUUCUUAUAAUUACUAAAUGCCCCUCCCUUAAAUAUACUGUUACAGCGUUUUUAUUGACCAAUUUUUAUUGUAACUCAGCAGUCAAAACAAUAGAAACCUAAUAAGGUCUUAAGUUAGACUAAACUACUAGAGGUAAUUUUUAAGAGGGAAAUAGAAUUCAUAAUAUCACCUUAUUUAUGAGCAAUAUUUUAAUAUAAAAUUUUAUAUAUAAGAUUGCUAUUUUCGGUAUUUUUUCAUUGUCUUUAUAAAUCUGUAUUUGAAUGGCCAUGUGUAUUUGCGCUUCAUUGUGUGAAUACGUCCACCUCUGUGGAGAUCACUGCAUUUUGGUGAUACAGUGUUUUUAUAACUGUUGUCUUUCUUUCCAAAGAUAAAUGUGUUUUGGAUAGUAUUUGGAGAAGCAGUCUACCUAGUUGAGGUAUUUUAACUACUAACAGCAUAUGAAAGAGCACUUACUGCUCUUUUUAAAGCAAAUAUAUAAGUAAAUAAAGCACAUUAUUGUUUUCUAAUGAAAGCAAUGCUAAAUUAGCUUAGGAAGAAAAUACUAUUCUAGUUUUUAUGUGUCUCCAUAAAAGUAGAGGCCCCACCCAGCUUCUUAUCUCUCAUGACUUUCUUUGAUAUGUUAGUUUUGGACAAAGUAGGUCAACUGUCUUCAAAUUGAACCCGUCCUCCUUUGGGGGGAAAAAUAAAAUUAUGAUGUGUGCUACUUCACAUGGAGUUCCAAUAAUCUGUUAACUGUCCAAAUUCUGAUAUCCACAUCACUGAAAUUCAUCCAAAAAAUAAAAUGAAAAAGAAAGAAGAAAAACUAUUUUAAGGUACUUUUCUAAGUUUUAAAAUCUAAAGGGAUAGAAGACUAUAAGACAAAAUAUUCAAAUCAAGAAAAAGCAUAAUAUUAUAAGCUACUUUGGUUUCAGAUUCUUAACUAAUAAGUUAUUUCAAGGUGUUAGAUACAUUUUAAUGACAAAAUAAAAGCUGUAACUCAUCCAAAAUUAAGAUGAUUGUCUUUAGCUGGUGCUUAAGGAUGUAUUCGUGUGGGUGAUAUUUUUUGCUUGCAGAAAUCUAAGGAAAGAAAGCCCAUUGACUUGGCAGCCUCAUACAUAAAGAUGGUUUCUGCCUUGAAGUCAUCAGUCUGUAUCUGAGCAAGGGUCAGACUUUAAUAUUGAUCGUAAAUAAUAUUUGACUAAGCAGACAACUGCCUCACUAUAGAAAAGACACCUUUUCCUAAUGCUAGGAUGUAUUCAACUGGCCUGGCUGUAUAUGCAUUAGUCAGUGUCCCAUUGGUUUUGCUUUGUCCUGAAGAAAACUUACCUUUGAAGCUUCUUGGAAGGAGUUUUUGAAAAAGAAUAUACAUAUAUAUAUAUAUAUGCUUUUUAGUUUCUCUCAGUUCUUUGAGUCAUCCAAAAUGAAUUUUAAAUCCAGAGAGCGGAGUUGAAUGCAUUGCCUUAGUUUUGAUAAGCUAUAAAUUGAACGUGUACAAUAUGAAAGGCUCCACAUUCACAAGCUGGGUGAAGACGUGUCCUGAUUAUGCCUGUAAGUGUUUCAGUGCUUGGUUGUUAUGGUUACAUUUUCCAGUUUGACUGUACUCCUGCCUGGCAUAACUCAUCAAACAUGGCAGCGGCCAGUGUAUUGCACACCCUUGGGCUUCUGUCUAGAUGAUGGAAAGGCAGUAGGGACAGACAUAGAAGUAUGAGAUAGGCAGCAUUUGGUAUGUGCAGUACUCAGUGUAUUUCUAUCAUAGAAGACCUACAGUGCAGUCCUAAACGAAACCAGUGUUACCCAAAGAUGUUUGCUUCUCUCUUUAAGGAGUUCUCUGGCAAACACUUAGUUUCCUAGUGAGCUGGAGAUAAUUGGGAUUUCUCCCAUGUGCUCUAAGGUGUUAACUGGGACCUCUGAUUCAGUUCUUUUAGAUAUUUCAAGGGAAACAUCAAAGGAAUGGUGCUCCUGAGUCUAUCUCUGGUGCUGGUAGUAACACUAGUACUCAUUCAUGAGGGUUUUCCUGGAGUGUACUACUUUGUAUAAUUUAACUACCAGUUACUUGUUUGUUUGUUUUUUUUUGUUUUUUGGUUUUUUUUUGGUGGUGGUGGUAGUGGUGGUGGUAGUUUGCUUGCUUGCUUGCUUGCUUGCUUGCUUGCUUGCUUGCUUGCUUGCUUGCUUGUUUUAACACAGGGUCUUGCUACAUAGCUUUUGCUAGCCUAGAAUUGUCUUUGUAGACCAGGCUGCCCUGGAAUUCGUAGCAAUUCUCCUGCCUCAGGAGGAGAUCUAGUGCUGUGAUUCGGGUGUAUAUCCUACUCCUGGUUUGUUAUGUGCUCUUGAUUGAAUAUGUACUUAUUGUAUAUGCAAAAAUAAUGAUGGGGACAGAGUUGAGGUCCAAUUUAAGGAAAUAUAUGAACUUUCACAAGUACUGAUUUCUCUAUUUGGUUCUUUCUAAAUAGUUGUGUGUUUUGAGAAAGUUCAGAAGAAACUUCACACAUGACUUCAUUUUUUAAAAACAGCAGGAGAUGUGCUGCUAGUGAGCCCGUACAUCUCCGAGCUUCUAUGAGGAGUGAAGUGAAAUUUUGUCAUACUGGAUUUCAUAGUUAAACAAAAGCAUAUUUUUUUAAAUCAGAAGUCAGAUGUGAUUUUAACAUGAUUUUUUUUUUCUUUAAAGAUUAGUGUUUUUAUGUGCCUAGCAUCUAUCAGGCCCUGGGUUAUUAAUUCCUGUCACCAUAGUAAAUACAUAAUGGUUUUGCCUCUGCUUUUGGUUCUACUAUGUCGCCAAGGCUGAGCUUAGCAGCGAUUUUAGCACUUCAGCCUUCUGAAUGGGGGGGUGGGGAGGAAGGCGGAGGAUUGACUACACUGCCAUGCCUGGCUUAAAUUUUCAUAUUGUCCAUCCUUGUAGCAUUUCUCUGGAGAUUAUCGCCUUAUUCUCUUAUUAAUUUCUAAGUCUGUUCUUUGGAACAGGCAUUCACUUGACUCACCAUGCUAAUGAUCUAAACAGUCCAUUUGCUUGGUUGUAUGGUUCUUCCAUGUAGUAUUGGAGUAAAGGGAAGCCCUCGUGUUUCCAAGCGCCAUGUUUGUUUCCCCCGAGAGAGCCCAUUUUUGUAAACAUUUAAUGAUAUUUAUAAACAUUAAAUGAUUAUUUUUCAAAAUGUGUGCAUGCUGGCAAGUGAUUUCGGAAACAUGACUGAAGCAUAGUCCAUCGCCAUCUUGAUAGGUAGCUUGUGAUUUCUCGGGGUCUUGCUAUAUCCUAUGUACCAUUGAAAAAUGGCUUUUACCUUUUUGUUUAUUAAACCUACCUUGGUGUUUAUUCUGUUGAAGCCUGUCAGGUUUUUGUUAGUUUUCAAAGUCAUCCUUUGGAUCUGUAUGUGUUACUGUGUACUACUUGAGGUUUCAUUUUGUUUCUUUUCACGAGAAAUCUGUUUGCUAACAUGGUAUGGAAGGGGCACGCUCCAAACUUAAGUAGGAAUUUUAAAGAUCUCACUGGCUUUUUAAAGGGUUCAGAUGUGUGACCAUGCAAAAUAAUUACAUGGACAUGAACUACUUUAAUGGUGGAGUAUAACAUUCCUUUCAUCAUGUUUUGUUUGGAUUGUUUAAAGGAGUUGUUUGUUUGCUUGUUUUACUUUUUGCAAGUUCAUUUACUGACAAAUGUUACUGUUGGUCACACUACAGCAAGAUGUGUGACUCUUUAAAAAACUAUGUAUAAAAAUUUUAUGUGCCCACUAUGAAGAUAUGACCCUAAGUCAGAGACUUGAUUUGACUUGGAUCUGACUCCAGUUUUACCUUGAACAGAUUUUUUUUUUUUUCUGAGAAAAUGCGUUGUUUUUUCUUUUUUUAAUCACUAAAGGACAGAGUCCUGAAUAAAAUACCCUUGCGAAGUUAAGCUUUGUGGUUCACAAGAGUUUAUCUGCUGAAGUAACCAGCAGGGGAAGGCCAUGCUGGUCUAAGAAGAGUGUGACCUUUGCCUUUUGUUUCCCUAAUUUCAUUUGAUGCCCCUGCUGAUAUCAGCCAUUGCCUGAGCAACCCCAGGCCGCACUCACCUUGAUGGGAACCAAUCACUUGGGUGGAGAACGUUAAGAUUUUUAACAUUUAGUUUGUAAAUGUUUUCGCUGAUAUUUUUAGUUUAAAGCAGGCUCCGUUAUAAUUAUUCACCAAUUUCCCCCCCUCCCUCACAUUUUAAGUUUACCAAGUGAAGCAAAAAUGUCCUGGAGAUGGACUUGUUUAAAGCUGCCUGACCUGCCCUUGCUCCCUAGUGUAGCUUGGCUGUUUGGUUUGGUUUGGUUUUCUUUUUCUUUUUCCCACUCUAUUGCCUCCAGAAGAGGUGGCUUUAGAAAGUGUUGAGUAGUGAUGUGUGUGUGUGUGUGUGUGUGUGUUUGUAUGAGAGAGACAGAGACAGAGAGACAGACAGAGAAAUGUUGCUUUAAACCUGGCUGCAUCUGCAGCAGCCCUUGAACUUUAAUCUGUGCUGUUGGAAACGUUUUUUCAACAAUUUUGCUGCCAUUUAAAAAGCGAAAAUGAAACUGCUCUGGUCAAAGCUAAGUUUGUCUCCGAAAAAUAACAUAAUGUUUCUUUGGUCAUAGUCUGGGUUAUAUGCAAUUUAUAUAUUUGUAUUCUGCUUUGAAACUGUAACUAGAUAAGCCUGUCUACGGUUUUUAACUUUACAAGAAUAAAACAAAUAUUUUGGUAGCUAUCUCUUAA
This is a messenger RNA of Grammomys surdaster, 6009 nucleotides long. RefSeq names its product chromosome unknown C21orf91 homolog (gene CUNH21orf91). The record is from RefSeq and is a predicted model, not a curated record. NCBI's taxonomy places the organism in Eukaryota, Metazoa, Chordata, Mammalia, Rodentia, Muridae. The transcript has 5 exons. The coding region runs from base 271 to 1143 and encodes 290 amino acids.